This is a messenger RNA of Zootoca vivipara (common lizard), 859 nucleotides long. RefSeq lists its product as uncharacterized. Gene Ontology annotation, biological process: microtubule-based movement. Lineage: Eukaryota; Metazoa; Chordata; Lepidosauria; Squamata; Lacertidae. The record is from RefSeq and is a predicted model, not a curated record. Gene Ontology annotation, molecular function: dynein light intermediate chain binding; dynein intermediate chain binding. Gene Ontology annotation, cellular component: dynein complex.
UAUAAUUACAGGAGCAGUGCGAGGGGGACCUUGCCGAGGCAAGGCCAGCCCUGAAAACUGCCCUUUUGGCCCCCGAUAUGCUGAACCCGGCAAAUACCUCCUUUCUCAAGGUCCAAUCAGAACGCAAGAAGGGGAUUACCCAGAAGAAAGAACACGGGAAUAACCCUGAGGUUGCAGUGAUGCCAAUGGAGCUGACAGCUCUUCAUCCGGAACAGAUUCAGACCUCGGCAGAAAUGGAGAAAACGGUGACCCUCUUAGAAAAGGAAACCAUUGAGGUUUCUUAUGCCAAGGAGCAGCUAGUGGGUGCAGAUGAAAAGGAAGCCAAUGAAGUGGCAGCUCUUGCCAAGGUUAUUCAGGAGCAGUGCGAGGGGGACCUUGCCGAGGCAAUGCCAGCCCUGAAAACUGCCCUUUUGGCCCCCGAUAUGCUGAACCCGGCAAAUACCUCCUUUCUCAAGGUCCAAUCAGAACGCAAGAAGGGGAUUACCCAGAAGAAAGAACACUGGAAUAACCCUGAGGUUGCAGUGAUGCCAAUGGAGCUGACAGCUCUUCAUCCGGAACAGAUUCAGACCUCGGCAGAAAUGGAGAAAACGGUGACCCUCUUAGAAAAGGAAACCAUUGAGGUUUCUUAUGCCAAGGAGCAGCUAGUGGGUGCAGAUGAAAAGGAAGCCAAUGAAGUGGCAGCUCUUGCCAAGGUUUUUCAGGUAAUUGUGCUGUGCAGCAUGGUGGCCCCUCUCCAUCCUCUGCUCUGCCACCUUACCUGAGAGUAAGCCCCGUGGAACCCUAGAAGACUUAAAAAAAGACGCACAGGGCUGCACUGUCAGCACAUGAUGUGCCCUUCCACAGUUGGUUUUGAACUAAA